Anopheles darlingi is the source of this 2486-nucleotide messenger RNA. RefSeq lists its product as uncharacterized. Lineage: Eukaryota; Metazoa; Arthropoda; Insecta; Diptera; Culicidae. The transcript has 7 exons. Bases 636 to 2045 code for a protein of 469 amino acids. The record is from RefSeq and is a predicted model, not a curated record.
CGCGGGCAGUUGAUAAGUGCAGUGAGUCCGUGCGCGCUCAACGCACCUUCGAACGAUCGCGAGAUCGCGAAUCGGCGACGAAUCGCUUUUGUUCCGUGAUCCGAUUGCUUAAUCGUGUGGCCAGAUUUUAGGUGUGUUAUUCUCUGGUCCAAGAACCUCUUUGGAGGACUCCCGGUACCAAUCCGCGUUGGUACGCGUUGGUGCUGCUAUAGGUUGCCUGCAUGUUACGAACUGAUCUACACCCAACGUGGCGCGACAGAUAAACCUCUCCCCCGCUCGCAUAACGACAACCAAACAAAAGGUGGAGGUUGAAACAAAACAAACGCGCAUCAUCAUCACGCCGCCGACGACGUCAACGACGACGACGCUGUCGAACGGCCGACCAUCAUCAUCAUCAUCAUCAUUAAAAGCGCGGGUCGCGAUCAGCGCCGGGCUCUCGCUCAUCGCUCAUCGCGAGCCCGCGCGGACACCCCUUUAGCGGGUGUAGUGAGUGUGCAUUCGAAGAAGGUUUGGAAUUUUUGGUGUGAGUGUAUGUGAACCGCGCGUGUAACCGAUCCCGUGUGUACGAUCUGAGCGUUGGUUGUGAUCUCGAAGAUAUUGUGAUAGGUGAUCCUUGUGUGCGCGCGCCUCGAAGGAUGGCAUUCAGCUGCACGCUCUGUGGUCUGGGACCACGGAUGACGGUCUUUGUCAUCGGUACCAUCACGCUGGUCUUCUCGGUGCUAAUGGCGGGCUUAGCGACGACGGCAAUACUGGCACACAACUGCGAGAUCGAUAUGACGGACUCGAAGGAAGCGUACGGACUCUAUCUGUACUAUUUCCGGUCCGAGGACUGUAAACCCGUAGAUCUCGGCAUUCUGGGCAUUACAAUACCACCGAAUGUUCCCGUGCACCUUCCGGAGACGUCGGAUGCAGUCGAGCGGACCUACAUCUUUGCGCUCGUAUCCGUAGCUCUGCACGGUGCCCUGGCCAUUACGACGGUGCUGCUAUUUGGUACUAUGUGCAUUUCCUGCAUGGGACGAGGCUGCGUAGUGUUCUGCUUCUAUCCCUGGAUAUUGACGAUGUUCCUAGUGCUCGCACUCGAUGUGACCGGUUUCGUGACGUAUCUGAUCGACUUCAUCAACGUUAUGGACACCGAAGGAGUGCUCGAUCUGUUGGAGAUCGAGAAUCGCCAGCCGGAGGUUUUCCAAGUACUAGAACAGCUGGAUAGUUUCUACUACGUCGCUCCUGCCCUGUUCAUGUGGCUCGCCUUCAGCAAGGUGGUCGUGUUUUGGUUCAUGUUUAUCGUCUUCCAGAUGGUUAUCAUUAGCCUGUCGAUGCGCAUGUGGAAGGAGAACAAACCGGCACCCCCGUACAACCGAACUCAGGCGAUGCAACCACGCCAGGUGGUGCACCCGACCAGUCCGGCCCAGGAGCUGGAAGAUAGCCAUCCCGAACCUACACGCUACAUGGAUCAAGCACCACAGUUGCAACAGCAGCAACAGCAGCAGCCGCAGUUCCAACCACAUCAGCAUCAGUUCGCUUCGUUCCAGCAGCCUCCACAAGUGCAAUCGCAUCAACCCAUUUAUCCGGUUCUUCCGGCACCGAAUCAGCUGCAGCUUCAUCAGCAUCAUCUCGAGCAGCAAAGUGAACCGCGCUCGGAACCGCGGCACGACGACGAUAGCCCACCGUACGAAGGAAAUGCGGCCAGCGGACUGCAGGCCAGACCAACGGUUGAUCCCUACACCGACAAGCGGUUCUCGUAUCUACCCGGACAACCGGCACCGUUCUCGUACCUUGCUGGACCACCACCGGGCACCAGUCCGCGCAGUUCGGUAACGGCACCACCACCCGAGGUUCGCAAUCAACUACCGUGGUCCUACUUCCCGGCACCGGACGAUAAGAAGCUUGCCGGACGAUCGCGCGUAACAUCGACCUUGACGGAGGCGAAAGAAUUCCCGGGCGGUGAUAAACCACUGCCGACGGUGAAAGUAAGCUCGAUUGCGGAUGAUCGUUCGAGCGUAACGACCGAUGAAGGAAAAUGGAGUGGACCAGAGUACAAGUACUAGUCAAACAAAAUAUCUUAUGCGCUAGCGGCCACCGACGACGAAGGACCGCUCGCAGGCUGUUCUGUACAUAGUACAACGUUCUUCCGUCGUCCUUAAUCCACUCCCUCCAUAUCCACAUUCCCCCCCAAAUGGUAAACGAUGGGGCCCGAAGGAUGACUGAUGUUGUUAGUCAUCGAUAAUGAUUCAGCGUUCCUCCCCGUCGCCCCCGUCUCCCCGCGAUUGCCGUUCAUCCACUAGCCGAAUCUUAUCGAGCAGCAGCGCAUCUUAUCGAUGAAACAAUGGUACCGAUAAUUGUCCGAUAAGUCAGCUUACCAGCAGUCUGUAUGUGUUUGUGUUUGUUCGCUCAUUGUGUUGUUUUCAAACUGUUGCGGCAAUGGCCACCAAACGAAAGGUGAAAUUCAAAGUAUUUUCGUUAAUAUAAAUAUAUUUAUUAAGACUACU